Messenger RNA from Agrilus planipennis (emerald ash borer), 1544 nucleotides. RefSeq names its product serine protease snake. Gene Ontology annotation, molecular function: serine-type endopeptidase activity. The record is from RefSeq and is a predicted model, not a curated record. Gene Ontology annotation, biological process: proteolysis. The coding region runs from base 303 to 1442 and encodes 379 amino acids. Lineage: Eukaryota; Metazoa; Arthropoda; Insecta; Coleoptera; Buprestidae. The transcript is spliced from 7 exons.
AGGUCGCAUUUGAUUAUUCCUAAUAAGAAGUAAACAAGUAGUAAGAAGUGUAUAUAGCAUGCAAUCAAAUUAUUUGGAAACCAUCAAUUCUUAUAAACUACUUACGUUUGUAUGUAAGUGUUUAUACGAAAGAAAUGUGGGUAAAUCCAAUGUGAAUAACUCAUUAAUAAAAUAUUAAAAGACGGAGAGCCACUUUAUGCUUGCAACUUAACGGUCAAUUUCUCAGUCUUAUAUACUAAUACAUACAUAUGUGCGUAAGAAACGAAGUUCUUCUAUAAAUAAUAUAUCUAGUUUUCUUCAAAAUGUUAACGAAAGCGUUCCUUUGCAGUGCGGUGCUCUUGUAUUACUUUGCGUUAAAAGCUUUUGCUCAAGUGCAAUAUCCUAAUUUCUAUGAUAAUCGCGAAGAAAGACAAGAAGUACCGUCAUUUAAUAACAACCCUUUUCUGAGUACCUUAAACAGACCUAAUUCCGAUAAUAGAGCUAAUAACGACAAUUCCGAUUCAUUUGUUUAUCCAUCUGAUUUGGAACAUAAUUAUUUUGAAGAAAGCGCAGUUUCAAAAAGCGAACAAAAAUGCAAGGAAUAUGCAAAACUUGUAUCAAACACUGUAAGUGCUAUCCCACUAUUAGUUAACCCCGAGCAAAUAGACAUAAGUGUAUCAAAAUGUGAAUACAGCGGUAUUCCACUAAUAGUUGGCGGAAGUCCAGCCCUAGCAGGAGAAUUUCCUUUCAUGGCUGCUGUUGGUGGGUACAAUUCGGAUAAUGAGCUACAAUGGUUUUGCGGAGGUACAUUAAUAAGUGAGAGAUAUGUGGUUACCGCCGCACAUUGUGUUAAAUCGUCAAGGGGUGCGCCUAGCCUAGUUAGGCUAGGAGACUUGGAUCUUAAUAGGGUCGACGAUGGUUCAGAACACAGAGAAUACUCAGUGGCAGAUAUAAUCGUUCACGAAAAUUACCGACCACCUGUAAAAUACAACGAUAUUGCUUUGCUUAAACUCAAUAGAGAAGUUGAAUUUUCUAAAUUUAUAAGACCUGCUUGCUUAUGGACUAAAUUCUCUACUGGACAAGACAAAGUUAUAGCCACUGGUUGGGGAAGAACAGGAACUGGCGAAGAGCAAAGUGAUAGACUCUUAAAAGUUGGGCUUAGUGUAUUCCACAAUUCUGAAUGUGAUAGAACAUUCCCAACUACUAUGCAAAUAUAUCGCAGGGCACUACCACAAGGCAUCACCGAUAAAAUGAUGUGCGCAGGAGAAAAAAAAGGAGGAAAAGAUACUUGCCAGGGCGACUCUGGUGGACCCCUAGUAAUAACUGAUAGAAAUAAUCAAUGUUUAUUUUACGUUGUUGGAAUAACAUCGUUUGGUAAAAAUUAUUGUGGGGCACAAAACUCACCUGCAGUUUACACAGCAGUAUCACAGUUCAUUCCUUGGAUUGAGAAGCAUAUUUGGUGAAGACACAAUAUCAAUAGUAAAUUUUGUGUACGUAAUAAAAUCAAUAAGUACAUUGCUUAUUAUACUUUUAUGAUAUUAAAACAAUUUAAUAUUUGCAUCUAA